This is a messenger RNA of Marchantia polymorpha subsp. ruderalis, 2710 nucleotides long. The record is from the annotation of a GenBank genome assembly. NCBI's taxonomy places the organism in Eukaryota, Viridiplantae, Streptophyta, Marchantiopsida, Marchantiales, Marchantiaceae.
CUGUCUGAGCGAGCCAGCGCCACAGAGCCACAGCCACAGCCAUGGCAGCACUGCCAGCAUUUGCAGGAUCGCUAGAGUUGGCGGGCAGUAGGCCCAAACUUGUUUCGGAUUCGCGCAUGAUUUAGCGGAAGGAAGCGAGCGAGCGAGCAGAGAGCAGCUGAACCCACCCUCGCUUCUCUUUCCAUUCCCGUCAAUUCACUUCGAUUGACUUCAAUUCACUGCUUUUCACUUCACCUCCGUCAGUCAGCUCGAAAGGGCUCGAACUCAUCUACUCCUGCCAAUCUGGGCUUCGAUGCUUAGUUCCUGCCGAGUUCCUCGGUUCCGGGGGUUCCUAUCUUCCAUUCUGUACUUCCAUUGUUGUGGACUCUGCAUGGUUCGGCCUGACGAGCCUGCGAAAGUGCUCGAGACUUGUGUACUUGCUCCUACGCCCUGGCCGCCUGGCGUCGAGCUCCGUCGCCACGUGUGGCUCGAGGACUCGAGCCUGCGCAGUCCAGAAGCUGGUGCUGGAUGCUCCCGUGUCGACUAGACCGGUUCCGCCUCUCGCGUCGUGCUUGCAUCCCGUGCAUAAGCCUCGAGAGCGAUUGGGGCCGGAAGAAUAAUGAUAUGCUCCGCCUGAUGCUCGCGGCGGCAGCGACAGCAGAAGCGAAGACGACGACGGCGACGGAGGCGGAGGAGCAGGAUGAGCUUGUUGGGCGUGGUCUCUCGAGGCAUUAUCGUGAGCGCAGGUGCUAUCCGCGACCUAGGAGGGUUCGAGGAGAGGAGGAGGCAGAGGAGGAGGCCGGAGGCUAGGAGGGCGAGAUCGAUUCGAGCGAUGGGCGAUCGGGGCGGGGCGAUGGAGGAGGACGAGGAGCAGCACCAGCUGCGCGCGGCUCACACGAGAUGGACGCGAGGGCACAAGGGAUCGAGGCUAGCGCCUACGGGGGCGUCGAGCGCGAGCGCGGAGCAGGGCCUGACACCGGAUCUCCUCUUCUCCAGGCUGGAAGGGCUGGAGGAUCAGGAGCUGCCAGCGAGGCCGAAGCCUACGAAGGUGACAGUGGUGGGGGUGGGCAAUGUUGGCAUGGCUUGCGCGCAGACCAUCCUGACCCAGAACCUGGUCGACGAGAUCGCGCUGGUCGACGUGCAGGCCGAAAAGUUGCGCGGCGAGAUGCUAGAUCUGCAGCACGCCGCAGCUUUCCUGCCGCGCGUGAAGAUCGUCGCGGACACGGACUACUCCGUCACGGCGCACUCCGACAUCUGCAUCAUCACGGCGGGCGCUCGGCAGCGCGAGGGCGAGGACCGGAUGUCGCUCGUCGAGAGAAAUUUCGCCCUAUUUAAGAAUAUUAUUCCCGAGCUCGUCAAAUACAGUCCGCACACCAUGCUGCUGGUCAUCACCAACCCGGUGGACAUUCUCUCGUGGGUUUCCUGGAAGCUCUCGGGCUUGCCUCCCAACCGAGUCAUCGGCUCGGGGACCAAUCUCGACACCUCGCGCUUCCGUACUCUGCUCGGAAAUCAUUUCAAUGUGAGUGUGCACAAUGUUCAUGCAACCAUCGUCGGCGAGCACGGUGACAGCUCUGUGCCUCUGUGGUCUGGGGUCACUGUGGGAGGCGUCCCAUUGGCGGCCUUCGCGAAAGAACACGGGAUUGCGACCGAUCCUGAAGUGUUCACCAAAGCUCAUAAAUACGUGGUGGAUGGGGCCUACGAGGUGAUAAAGCUCAAGGGUUACACAUCCUGGGCCAUAGGCUACUCUGCCGCGGCUCUGGUCUCCAGCGUGCUGCGCAACCAGAGGCGCGUGCACCCGGUGUCUGUGCUCGCGCAGGGCUUCCACGGCAUCGACAUGGAGGUCUUCCUCAGCCUGCCCAGCAUGCUCGGCCGCAGCGGCGUCAUUGCCGUGGCCAAUUCCGUGCUGCUCGAGCACGAGGCCGCGAUGUUGCGGAAAUCUGCCCAGGCCAUCUGGAGCAUUCAAUCCAAAUUGCAGUUUUGAAUCGUCCCCUUUUGGCAGUUUUGAAUCCGAUCCCCCCCUCGGGGUCAAACUCUAGCGCGUAGUAUGAGAAGCUGUGGUAGUGGCAGUGGCAGCAGCAGCAGCAGCAGUGGUAGUAGUAGUAGUAGUAGUAGUGGUGCUAGUGCUAGAUGAACUAGUAUCGCCUCUGGUGGUAGUCCUAGUACAGUAAUGGUUAAGCUUAUCAGCUCAGGCUUGUACAACCGCAUUCUUAACUCUCUCCACCGGCGCUACCUCAACUCCUCGCCCUCCGCCUCCCCCUCGCUCCGUCCCUACUCGGCUCACUUCGCAUGGUGGGCCAGACUCGCCCGGAUACAUGCGUUAAAUGCGUCGACGCGCAAACUGGCAAUUUGGUGAGAUGAAGAUCCGCUGAGCUCGGUGUUUCGACCAGUACUGGCUGCUGCGAACUUUGUAGCCUGGCCGUAGCUCAAUGUUGAGGUCUAAGAUGCCAAAUCUGUAGCUGCACUCUCGAGUGACCGGGUGCUGCAGCUCCCAACAACACUCGAUUGCCCAACACCAUGGCUCAUGGGCUCGCUGGGCGAUCGUAGCCUGCCUGCCCCUCUGCCUGGGCUCUGCCUGCGUCCCGCCCCUCGCUUCCUCGGUACAUGGAUGGAUGAGAGCUAGAGCAUGCGGGAGUAGACGGAUAUAGUGCUCUGCUUUUGAUGAGAGUUGGAUACGUCAGUGAUGGCGCUGUUGCGAUUCAGUCUCAAUAAAAACCUUUUGGAAUUAAACGUU